AAUGUCAAAUUGACUUGACUGGCUAUUUCAUUUCUAAUUUCUAUUUACGCUCAAAAACCUUGUAUUUGAACGUAAAAUCAAUAUAUUUUGUUAGAAUAAACGUGUCAACAAAUGUGUUUUUAAAAGUCGAUCUUAUUUUAAAACAGCGGUGUAUACAAUGUCAAGUGUUCCAGACAACGCACCGCACCAAUGUCCCGGAACGCAAAGCGAGGACGCGGGCAAGGCCUCGGCGUGCGCCGGCUGUCCAAACCAGAAUAUUUGUGCUUCAGGUGUACCAGCAGGGCCAGACCCAGCUAUAGAGGUGAUUAGGAGUCGUCUGGCUAAUGUGAAGCACAAAAUACUUGUGCUGUCGGGCAAAGGGGGAGUGGGCAAGAGCACUGUGACAUCACUGUUGGGGCAUGGAUUAGCUAAAUUGAACCCAGAUGUCAAUGUGGGUAUUCUGGACGCGGACAUCUGCGGCCCGAGCCAGCCGCGCGUGCUCGGCGUGCGCGGGGAGCAAGUGCACAACUCGGGCUCCGGCUGGUCGCCUGUCUACGUGACAGACAACUUGUCUCUGAUGUCCAUCGGAUUCCUGCUGGGCAGUCCCGACGACGCCGUCAUCUGGCGGGGACCCAAGAAAAACGGAAUGAUCAAGCAGUUCCUCAGUGAAGUGGACUGGGGAGACCUGGACUAUUUACUCAUCGAUACUCCUCCAGGCACGUCAGACGAGCACCUGUCGCUGGUGCAGUACCUGUCGGCGGCGGGCGUGACGGGCGCGGUGCUGGUGACCACUCCCCAGGAGGUGGCGCUGCUGGACGUGCGCAAGGAGAUCCAGUUCUGCCGCAAGGUGGGGCUGCCGGUGCUGGGAGUCGUGGAGAACAUGUCGCUCUUCGUCUGCCCCAACUGUAAGAGCCGCAGCGAGAUCUUCCCGGCGACGACGGGCGGCGCGGCGCAGAUGUGCUCCACGCUGCAGGCGCCGCUGCUGGGCGCGCUGCCGCUGGACCCGCUGCUGGCGCGCUGCUGCGACUCGGGCCGAGACUUCCUGCAAGAGAUACCCGGCUCGCCCGCCGUCGCGGCGCUGCAGGCCAUCGUCAAACAAAUUGUUUCUACCUGUGAAAGUUAGUCAUUCUACGAGGAACUUCGGAAAUCUCUAAAAACACCAUGAGACAUGGCUGACCAGUGCUUUAUAUAUAUGAACUAACUGUAUAUAAUCGCGCCGCUGGUAUCUGUGUAAAAUAAUUAGUGUAUUUAUAAUGUGUUAUAGCUUAUUAUAAAUAGUCUACUCUAUGUACAAAUGUUUUCCUAUUGUAAAAAUAAAAAUUAUUUUUAAUAAAGUAUUUAAAGUACUCAA
Molecule: messenger RNA, 1330 nt
Organism: Bicyclus anynana (squinting bush brown)
Lineage: Eukaryota; Metazoa; Arthropoda; Insecta; Lepidoptera; Nymphalidae
Gene: Nubp1
Product: cytosolic Fe-S cluster assembly factor NUBP1 homolog
Exons: 9
Coding region: 158-1102 (314 amino acids)
Biological process (GO): iron-sulfur cluster assembly
Cellular component (GO): cytosol
Molecular function (GO): 4 iron, 4 sulfur cluster binding; ATP-dependent FeS chaperone activity; ATP binding
Source: RefSeq, a predicted model, not a curated record